AUCAUCAUUAUCCAAGGACAUUGUUGUUUUGAUUUUCUCAUUUCGUAUUUGCUGUUGUGGUUGUAGUAAUUGUUAUUCUGAUUAGAUAAUGAUUGAACUUUUUAAAAAUAUAAAGUUAGCCAUCGGUGUCAUAUCGACAAUUGCCAUCGUACUGUCAGCAUUUCGUUUCGAAAUUCUUGAUACGAAUGAUGAUGAUUAUUUUGUUACACCGGCAACAUCGACAAAUGGAAAUCGUAUGGUUACUAUAGAUAAAAAAAUAUUGGAUGCAAUGUCAAAAUUUGAUCAUAAUCUUCGUCAUUUACAAUUAAAAGGAAAAGAAACAUCAUCGUCACGUCAUAAUGAUUGUUCGAGAUUAUUAUCCGAUUUUUAUGAUGCUAUUAAUUCAGCGAAAAAAAUUAAUGAAGAAUUUCGUAAAUUGCUUUCAUCAUAUAAACAACAACAACAACAAUCAUCAAUGAUGAUGAUGGAUGAUGAUAAAUCAAAACGAUCAUCAUCAUCAUUGAUAAAACAAAAACAAGAACGACGGGGAUUAAGAAAAAAUUCCAAAACAAUUUCCUAUUCAAUACAAUUUGGAUCGAAAAUUUAUGUUAUGAGUUUUUAUUGGCCACGUUUGAUUGAAGCAUUUUUCGGUACCGAUAUUGAUUAAAUGGAAAAUUGGAUGGCAUGAUCGAUUGGCAGCAAUCAGGAAACAAACAAAAAAGUAUUCACUUUUUAAAUCUAGUCAUUGUUCUUAAAAUAAAUCAAUU
This is a messenger RNA of Dermatophagoides pteronyssinus (European house dust mite), 746 nucleotides long. RefSeq lists its product as uncharacterized. The record is from RefSeq and is a predicted model, not a curated record. Lineage: Eukaryota; Metazoa; Arthropoda; Arachnida; Sarcoptiformes; Pyroglyphidae.